Molecule: messenger RNA, 2532 nt
Organism: Onychostruthus taczanowskii (white-rumped snowfinch)
Lineage: Eukaryota; Metazoa; Chordata; Aves; Passeriformes; Passeridae
Gene: DRC1
Product: dynein regulatory complex subunit 1
Exons: 18
Coding region: 1-2532 (843 amino acids)
Biological process (GO): axonemal dynein complex assembly; cilium-dependent cell motility; regulation of cilium movement
Cellular component (GO): axonemal dynein complex; axoneme
Source: RefSeq, a predicted model, not a curated record
AUGGCACCGGGACCAGGACCCAGCACUGGAACCGGAACCGGCACUGAGACCGGCACACCCAACACCGGUACUGGGACCAGAACCGGGACCAAGAACCGAGACCCAGCACCCAACACCGGUAUCGGGACCAGAACCGGGACCAAGAACCGAGACCCAGCACCCAACACCGGUACUGGGACCGGAACCGGGACCAAGAACCGGGACCCAGCACCCAACACCGGUAUCGGAACCAGAACCGGGACCAAGAACCGGGACCCAGCACCCAACACCGGUAUCGGGACCAGAACCGGGACCAAGAACCGAGACCCAGCACCCAACACCGCAACGGGAGGAGCCACGACGCAUGCGCAGCAACGUCCCGCUGAUGACUCGCACGUUGCUCGGCAACGGAGGACGCUCAGUCACUGGCGCAUGCGCAAUGGACAACGCGCAUCGCCGGUUGCCGGGUCCGGCGCGGACUGGGAGCGCCAGCAGCGAAUCGCCGCCCGCCGGAACCGCAUCGAUGUCCGGCGCCGGGAAGCCCUUGGAGAGAAGGUGGAGCAGGAGGAGGAGGAGGAGGAAGAGGAGAGGAAGAGCCUGAAGCUGGUCGAGGAGACCGAGAGGGCCCUGGCCAAGCUGCUCUUCCACGGGACGCAGCUGCUGACGAAUGUCCAGGUGGAAUCCGACCUCCGGGAAUCGCGGCGGCGGGAAAAGGAGGGGCGGGAGAAGCUGAGGAGGUUGGAAAAGCUGGAGGCGGAAGCCAGGCAUGGCACGGAAAAGUUGGAGGAGAUCAACUCCAAGUGGGCCCUGGUGGGGGACGUGAGGAUCCCGCAGGAAUUGUGGGAGCUGCUGGAGCAGCAGCAGGAGCAGUGCCAGGAGCUCCUGGCCGGGAAGAACCAGCUCAUCCGAGAGCUCCAGGAGGCGCUGAAGGCCAGGGAUGAGCAGUACGAGCAGGACCUGAAGGAGCAGGCGGAUGCCAUCCGGGUUCUCCUGGAAAGGAUGGAAGAACAAACCAGGAAUAUGCUCAAAGCCUACCGCCACAACCUCCGGCAGAUUGAGAAAACGUUCGAGGAGGAGCGUCGGGAAAUGCUGGUCAGCAACCGGAAGAGGUGGAAUGAGGCCAUCCAGGCCCACAACGAGCAGGAGCUGGAAUUCCUGCGGAAGCAGACGGACAAGGCGCUGGAUUUCGAGCGGCAGCUGAACGAGCUGCAGGAUGAGAGCCUGGAAACCUACAGCAGCAUGAAAUUCCAGCUGGAACAGGACGUGCAGUACCUGGAGAAGAAGCUCCGGCAGAUGAAGGGGAUUUACCACCUGAACCAGGUGAAGCUGGAAUACAACCUGGACGUGCUCCGGCAGCUGGACGUGGAAAAUUCCACGCUCCGAUCCCAGCAGAAAAGGAAAAUCAACCGAUUGCGGACGUCCCUGGAACUGCUGAAGGCCAAAAUGGCCCAGCAGGAGAUGAAAUUCCAAGAGGACAAGCAGAGCCUGGAGUCGGAGCUGGAGCGGGUCACGGGGCAGUUCCAGGAGACGCGGAACCGGAUGAGGCAGCUGAUGCGCAGCAGCGCCGAGAAAUUCCGUCAGGUUUGGAUCGUGAACGAGGAAGAGGCCAAAGCGCUGAUCCGGGAAGCGCUGGAUGCCGAUCGGAUCAUCCACGUCCAGCAGCUGGGAAUGCCGUGGGAAGAACCUCACUUGUGGUUCAUGGAUAACGUGGGGCCCCUGGGAGGCGCCCAGGAAAAGGGGGAUGCCAUGGAGCUGGCCACGAAGCUUCUGGAAGGGCUCAAGUCUGGAAAACCGGAGCAGGAAGGGAGGAGGAGUAAGAAGAAAGGAUCGCGGAGCGCAGAGGGAGGGAAGGAAAACCAGGAAAGGAUUGAGAAAAGAAUCACAUCCCGGCCAGGCAUUCCCAGGAACACCCUCCGGAAAAUCCUGGAGGUCGUGAGCAAGGAGUCGGAAUUCCUGCUGGAAAACAAACUCCUAAAGCCGCUGCGGGAGGUGGUGGGGCCCAGGAAUGACGUCCGGCAGCUCCGAUCCAUCUUCGAGGCCCUCCGGAUCGAGGACGAGGACGAGCUGCGCGCCCUCGUGGAUUUUUUCCUGGACUACGAAUCCCACCACGCGCCCAAGAUCCAGGUCAGCCAGGCGGAAGGUCCCGCGGAUCCGGCUGAGGAGCGAGGGAAGAGCGGAUCCCAUUCCCAGCGGGAUCAGCGCCAGCCCCUCGGGAGCACCCCUCGCAUCCCGUCCAUCCAAGAGGACCAUGUCCUGACAAUCCUGAGGGAAUUCCUACAGGAAUUUGUCAAGCUCAGGGACGAAGGACCCCCCAAGGAAAUCCAGGAUCUCCGGGACAAUUCCAAGGACGGGGAAUACUGGGAAGCCUUCACCCGCGUCAUUCCCGAGCGGAAACUCAAACUUUGGGACGCGCUUGGAGCCGCACUCUCGGAAUAUCACAAAGUGCUGACCCGGAGAUCCCAGCUCUUUUCCGAGGCCACCGCCCUGCAGCGGCAGAACUCGGAGCUGGGAAUGCUCCUGGAAGAAUAUUUGGGAUCCACGCAAGGCCAGUGA